Molecule: messenger RNA, 1486 nt
Organism: Abrus precatorius (Indian licorice)
Lineage: Eukaryota; Viridiplantae; Streptophyta; Magnoliopsida; Fabales; Fabaceae
Product: E3 ubiquitin-protein ligase CIP8-like
Exons: 1
Coding region: 154-1251 (365 amino acids)
Biological process (GO): protein ubiquitination
Cellular component (GO): cytoplasm
Molecular function (GO): ubiquitin protein ligase activity
Source: RefSeq, a predicted model, not a curated record
GAGCGAAAGAGACGGUGUUCUUCCACGCAUUCCGGAGGGGACAAGGCAUGCACAUUGAACAUUAACUAGGGGCAUUUCAGUCAUUCCACAUAUCCCACCCGUUAUAGCAUUAGCGUAACACCCUCUCUCUAUCACACACACUUUGCUUCAUCAAUGGCCGAUGUCACCACCUACCUCCGCCACCACCGCUGCGACCCCGACGACGACCAAACCCUUAUCCCUUUCCCCUAUUGCUCCCCUCACGAUUUCGAUUUCGAUUUCGAUUUCUACUCCUCCGAUCCCGAAUUCCCCCCCAACCCUUUCUCCCUCUCCGACAACGAAAACAAGGUCAAUUUCGUCAUGGAUCUCUUCCACCAACGCGUUGAACAGUCCCAGCUCUCCGAUCCGCUCCCUAACCAUUCUCUCUUCGGCGUCAUCGACGGCUUCCCCCUCGAUCUAGCCUUCGCCGCCGCCGACGACGCCGACGACUUCGUCGGAACCACGCUCUCCGGAUCCCACUCCCCUGACCACCGCGUUCCCUUCGUUGCCUUCUCUGACACCGACGAGGACGAAGCCAACGUCGUUUUCGGCAUCUGCCCCCACUCGGACGAUGACUACAACGAAAACGACGACGUUUCCAGCAUUCCUCUCUGCUGGGACUCGCUUCAAUUAGAGGAUAACAGAGACAACUACGAAGAUUUCGAGUGGGAGGAAGUGGACGGUAGAGUGGACGAGAGAGAGGUUCUGAACAUGCUCGCCGUCGAAGACGAUAGGUCAGUUUCCGUUUCGCCAAUAACAGAAGUCAUAGAAGAUGAAGAAGAAGAGGAAGUGAACCUUGGUGAGAAUCUGGAGUGGCAAGUGUUGUUGAAUACAAACCCUGAUUUGGAAAACGAUACAGAGCCUUAUUUCGCUGAUGCUGAUGCAUACAUUUACACUGCAGAGUAUGAAAUGACGUUUGGGCAAUUGGGUGAGAACGAUAACCCCAUAAUGGGAAGGCCUCCUGCUUCUGUUUCCGUUAUGCAGAACCUUCCAUCGGUGGUUGUGACCAAAGAUGACGUCGAUAGUAACAAUGCUUUCUGUGCUGUUUGCAAGGAGGAAUUUGGUGUUGGGGAAUGCCCGAAGCUGUUGCCGUGUUCGCAUCGUUAUCAUGGUGAUUGCAUCGUUCCUUGGUUGGGGAUUCGGAAUACUUGCCCCGUUUGUCGCUACGAGUUUCCCACUGAUGACGCUGAUUAUGAGCGUAGGAAGGCCCAGAGAUCGGCCCGGAGCAUGUGAUGAUGAUGAAUGAUGGUGGUAUAUGGUUAUUAGGGUCAGUUGGGAAUUGACAAUUUCUCAGCGUUAGGCUGUUCCAAGUAUAGAUUUUUUGGUCCUGAAGAUAUGCAUGUGUUUGUUGAUUUUCAAAUUUUCUCAUUGGGAUUUUAGUUUGAGAAUGUUUUCUCUUUGAAUUGUACUUUGGGAUACAUCAUAGAAAUGAACCAAUUUUCGCUGGAAUAUAGUUUGGUGGUGCUUU